Molecule: messenger RNA, 816 nt
Organism: Lampris incognitus (smalleye Pacific opah)
Lineage: Eukaryota; Metazoa; Chordata; Actinopteri; Lampriformes; Lampridae
Gene: rnf7
Product: ring finger protein 7
Exons: 3
Coding region: 112-444 (110 amino acids)
Biological process (GO): ubiquitin-dependent protein catabolic process; protein ubiquitination
Cellular component (GO): Cul5-RING ubiquitin ligase complex; nucleus
Molecular function (GO): cullin family protein binding; ubiquitin protein ligase activity; zinc ion binding
Source: RefSeq, a predicted model, not a curated record
GUUAAAGGCAAGUAGCGCGCAGCGAGCCCGCGUCACGGCUAGCAUCGCCUGACGGGUUGGCCCGUUCGGUUUGGCUGCGGCUCAGGCUGUCCCAUUUACCUUGGAGCAGAGAUGGAUGAGGGUGACGAGCCGGGUCUAGUUCACCCUCACAACACGUCGACGGGGUCUAAAACGGGCGGCGACAAGAUGUUCUCCCUCAAGAAGUGGAACGCCGUGGCUAUGUGGAGCUGGGACGUUGAGUGUGAUACGUGUGCCAUUUGCAGGGUUCAGGUGAUGGAUGCUUGCCUCCGAUGCCAGGCUGAGAACAAGCAGGAAGACUGUGUCGUGGUAUGGGGGGAGUGCAACCACUCUUUUCACAACUGCUGCAUGUCCCUUUGGGUGAAACAGAACAAUCGCUGUCCCCUAUGCCAACAGGACUGGGUUGUUCAGAGAAUUGGCAAAUAAGCUUCACUGCAAAGCCAUCUCACUCCGUCAUCGCCUGUCUGUAUACGUGGAAGACUGGAACACUGGAUUCACCCGUUCAGAGCCAUUGAUGAAUACAGUUUUACCCCUAUGUACAAGUGAAUGCUGGCAUACCUCUGAUGUCACGGAAGGACAGUGGACUAAAUUCAGAGGAUGGAAGACUUUAUGUUCACCACUGGUCAGUCUAGCCUGGAUGGAUGGAGAGUCAUGAAGAGGAAGGGCCCUGUUGCAGUGCUUAUUUUAUUUUAACUCUUUGUUGUUUUUUGGUGGUGUUUAAAACGUCUUGAAAAGAUGUUUCUUUAAAAAAAAUAAAGAAAAAUUGUGUAGAAUUAAGAAUAUGAAUAUUUUGUCCAU